GACCGUCUCACUGUUACAACGACCCCGACCGAUCGGCAUUCAGAUAGUCUUCUCGUCAUCUGCUGACUCGUCCGGCUACCCGUGCUGCGCCGCUUGACGUCCGUUGUUAGAUGGGAUAUUGAACUGGCCCGUUACGGCGAGCGCGAGCCACGCGAGAGAGCUAUAUCUGACCGAUACUACCAUCUCCGGUGGAGUUCUAUCAUUGAAAAUACGACAUUCAACGAUUCUCGUAGCUCAACGUGGGUGCCGGUGCAUGUGGGCGGAGAACUCACAUGGACCUCAGUGGGGUAUCUAUCGACUUCAGCAUGCGGGACGAAGUAGAUAAGCCGUACAACGGAAAUGACCACUAGAUCAGUAUAAAACGCAAGGCUGGUGAGCCUGGUGAUUUCCAAGGUCCCACCUCGGUAUCCUCUCAGCUUCUCCCACAACCAAAGUUGAAAAUGGUCUUCGCCUCCGCCCUCGUUUCGCUCCUCCUCGCCGCCGCCGCCCUCGCGGUUCCGCGUAGCAACAUCGAAGGCCGCCAGGCCCGCCGCCGCAUGUCCGGCCCGCGUCUUACGUCUCAAGGCCCCGCGGCGGCGAACCAGAUCUCCAACGCGACCUCGCACGUGGCAUUCAGCACGAACUGGGCGGGUGCCAGUCUCGAGAGUCCCUCGGGCACGUACACCUCCGUCACCGGCACCUUCACCGUCCCUACCCCUAAGUCCCCCGGUGGCUCGGGCAGCUUCGCUGCCUCGGCGUGGGUCGGCAUUGACGGCGACACCUGCUCAAGCGCGAUCAUGCAGACCGGCAUCGACUUCAACAUCGACAACGGCGUUGUCUCCUAUGAUGCCUGGUACGAGUACUACCCCGCGUUUGCCAGCGACUUCUCCGGCUUCUCCGUCAGCGCUGGUGACGUGAUCACUCUCGUUGCGACCAAGUCCUCCACGACCUCCGGCAGCGUCUCGAUCACCAACGAGUCCACCGGCAAGACCGUGUCCAAGUCGCUCACCGGCAGCGCCACGCUCUGUGGCCAAAACGCGGAGUGGAUCGUUGAGGACUUUGAGGAGGGUAACUCGCUCGUGCCGUUCGCCAACUUCGGCACUGUCACGUUCACCAAUGCCAAGGCCACUCUCGCGUCGGGUGGAACCGUCGGACCGAGUGGCGCGCAGCUGCUCGACAUCGAGCAGAACAGCGUCCUCACCUCCGUUAGCGCGACCACGAGCUCUGUGACUGUUAAAUACGUUUGAGUGACGAGACACAGCGAUGGGUAUGUAGAAUUUGUGUUCAUCGAAAUAUCCAACGGCCUCCCUUUCUCGCAAGUCAAUGACACAGAAU
Mycena citricolor is the source of this 1314-nucleotide messenger RNA. The record is from the annotation of a GenBank genome assembly. NCBI's taxonomy places the organism in Eukaryota, Fungi, Basidiomycota, Agaricomycetes, Agaricales, Mycenaceae.